UGUAUAAUAAUAACCAGAGGGUGUAUCCAAUGGAUACAGACAUGAACGACAAUGGUGGUCAUCCUCCUAAUCCAACAAAAUACGUGAUGCUUUCAGAGAACGGCGGCAGCCUUCGACCUCCGCCAUAUCGCCGGAAUAUCCCACGUUACCAGUCUACCCCCAAGAGAAAGGGUUGCUCAUGUGGCAAAUGUCUAUGCUGUUGUUGCUGCUUCCUCCUCAUCCUCAUCAUCCUCCUGGUAAGCUUCACCUUCUUAUUCUAUAGCUAUUUCAAGCCUAAGAUCCCUUCCUAUAAGGUACAAGACCUCAACGUUGGCGCCUUCAAUGUACAACCCGAUUUCAGCCUCUACACAGAGUUCAUUGUCCAUGUUAAGGCCGAGAACCCCAAUGAAAAAAUUGGCUUUACUUAUGGCAAAAACAGUUCGGUGGUUGUGGCUUACUCUGGCGCACCACUCUGUUCUGGUAAGCUCCCUGCUUUCUAUCAGGAUAAAAAGAACACAACCCUUAUAAAGGUAGUGUUGAAAGGGAAAAGUGAGUUUGGUUCUGGGCUCCAAGCUGCUUUAAUGGAGAAUAAGCAUACUGGAAGGAUACCUUUGCUGAUUAUGGUGAAAGUUCCUGUAAGUGUUGUGCUUGGGGAAUUACACAUGCAGCAGAUUGUUGUUGAGGUUAAUUGCUCCUUGGUCGUUAAUGAUUUGUCUCCAAAGAAGAAAAUUGGGAUCUUGUCAAGUAAAUACCAUGUAUCAGCUUCAUUAUGACUUAUGAGAUGAUAAUGUUACUCUUAAGUCUUUUACUUUGUCCCUCUUCUUUUGGUUUUUUUCAAGUUUCUAAAGUCUGCAAAUUCAAAU
Molecule: messenger RNA, 842 nt
Organism: Telopea speciosissima
Lineage: Eukaryota; Viridiplantae; Streptophyta; Magnoliopsida; Proteales; Proteaceae
Product: NDR1/HIN1-like protein 6
Exons: 1
Coding region: 30-752 (240 amino acids)
Cellular component (GO): plasma membrane
Source: RefSeq, a predicted model, not a curated record